This is a messenger RNA of Nothobranchius furzeri (turquoise killifish), 1438 nucleotides long. RefSeq names its product PCI domain containing 2 (gene pcid2). Gene Ontology annotation, molecular function: RNA binding; double-stranded DNA binding. Gene Ontology annotation, cellular component: transcription export complex 2. The record is from RefSeq and is a predicted model, not a curated record. NCBI's taxonomy places the organism in Eukaryota, Metazoa, Chordata, Actinopteri, Cyprinodontiformes, Nothobranchiidae. Gene Ontology annotation, biological process: post-transcriptional tethering of RNA polymerase II gene DNA at nuclear periphery; transcription elongation by RNA polymerase II; poly(A)+ mRNA export from nucleus.
UCGUGACCUGGAAGUUGUUUUGUUCCUUGACGAAAAUACUUCCUGUUUGGGGCUGAAGGAACGAAAGCUGGAUGGAUGUUUUCUGCUUAGAUCCUAUUUUAAAAGGUGCAAACUGUUCCUAAAUCAGCUGAUGGUCAUGGCACAUAUCACCAUCAACCAGUACCUGCAGCAGAUCAACGAGGCCAUCGACAACCAUGACGGCUCCUUCUGUGCUGAGCUGCUGUCUUUCAAACACCCUCAUGUUGCCAACCCUCGCCUCCAGUUGGCAAGUCCAGAGGAGAAGUGUCAGCAGCUCCUGGAGCCACCAUAUGAUGAGAUGGUUGCGGCUCAUCUCAGGUGUACGUACGCUGUUGCCAAUCAUGACUUUGUUGAAGCCUACAAGUUCCAGACUCUCGUUGUUCAGUCAUUCCUUAGGGCCUUCCAGUCCCAUAAAGAGGAGAACUGGGCGCUGUCCGUCAUGUACGCCGUCACUCUGGACCUUCGAAUUUUCGCCAACAAUGCAGAGCAGCAGCUGCAGAAGAAGGGUAAAGGUCAACCAAGUGAGAUGUUGGAGAAAGCUGCCGAACAGCUGAUGAGCUGCUUCAGAGUGUGUGCCAGCGACAAUCGUGCCGGGAUCGAUGAGUCUAAGAAGUGGGGGAUGAUGUUUCUGAGCAACCAGCUAUUCAAGAUCUACUUCAAGAUCAACAAGCUACACCUCUGUAAACCUCUGAUCCGGGCCAUCGACAGCUCCAACCUGAAGACCGAAUACAGUCUAGCCCAGCAGGUCACCUACAAGUACUAUGUGGGCCGCAAGGCCAUGUUCGAUAGCGACUUCAAAACGGCUGAGGAGCUCCUUUCCUUUGCCUUCCGAUACUGUCUCCCGUCCAGUCAGAAGAACAAGAGGAUGAUCCUGAUCUACCUGCUGCCUGUCAAGAUGCUGCUGGGUCACAUGCCAACCCAUCAGCUCCUCAGGAAGUAUGACCUCAUGCAUUUUGCUGACGUCACCAAAGCUGUGAGCGAGGGGAACCUGCUGCUGCUGAACGAGGCUUUAUCCAAACAUGAGACCUUCUUCAUCCGCUGUGGGAUCUUCCUCAUCCUGGAGAAGCUGAAGAUCAUCACCUAUAGGAACCUCUUCAAGAAAGUAUACCUGCUGUUGAAGACCCAUCAGCUUCCGCUGGACGCCUUCCUGGUGGCUCUUAAGUUGAUGCAGGUGGAGGAUGUGGACAUCGACGAGGUUCAGUGCAUCCUGGCCAACCUCAUCUACAUGGGUCAUAUCAAAGGUUACAUCUCCCAUCAGCACCAGAAGCUGGUGGUCAGUAAACAGAACCCGUUCCCUCCUCUGUCCUCUGUCUCUUAGACGACGUUACCCACAAUCCCCUGGGCCUUGUUAUUGUAGUCUCCUUUUGGUUUUGUAUUAAAACUUUUGUUAAAGAAAACAUUUUGUGCUUUUCCUGACUAA